CUUCGUUUUACAAUCGAUCGGUGCCUGGCUUCGAAUUGUCGCACCACCCUAUCAGACGCGACGACACCAGGCGCCAUCCGAGCACGAGAACGAGCUCAUCUUCGCCUUGUUUGUUUACUUCUCAUCUCCGUGACAAUCAAACUUCAAGCUUCUCUCCUCCCUACCCCCACGCUCUCAUUCGACUUCUCUCUCCAUCUCGACCGCGGCACGUGCUGAGAAAUUCCGGCGUGUCGUUGCGUGUGCGUUGCUCGUGUGCGACUGUCGCUGCCAUGAGUUCACGUGACCGAUCGCCGGCGCCUUCAAUCGACUCCAUGCAACUGGAAGACGUCGAAUUGGGCGAGAAGGGAAGCGAGGAAAAGCGGCACGACCGUCCGAUCGUACGCUCGUUUCUCACCAACGAGAAGGGAAGGAGAGUAAAGCUUAAGAGACGCUCGUCGUUGGAGAAUUUCGGGCGACUCGGGCUGUUGACGCCCGCACUUGCGCUGACGCCUAACGUCGAUGAGCAAGACGAACUAACACAGUCAUUCACCGAACUACAAGGUGGCAAGAGAGAGCUAAUCCUUGCAGCUGCCCACAUUGAUGAUGCACUGAAGGGACGGGGAAGGUAUGGAAAGGCAAGAGUAAUGUUCAAGCCAAAGUUUGCUCAGCAAUGUUUUGCCAUUACCAACAAUAUCUGGUUUCAACGUCUCAUGUACAUUGUGAUUAUUCUUCACUCGUCUCUUGUCUUUGUUGAACCUCCUUCAAAAGAUAGCGUGUUAGGGUGGGUUCUUGCUCUCAAUUUUGUAUGUUUGAUGUUUUAUGUCGUUGAUGUGGCUCUUACCAUCGCGUUUAUGAAUUGGACAGUCUUUUGGAUGUUGGAUGAAAAUGCACUGAACAGAGGAGAAUUUAUCUUCCUGAUUCUUUUCACCAUUGAUUUUAUCUUACUUGUAGCACAAGCCAUCAGUGAUAAGUACAUUGUGCAGCCAUUCAGGCUAUUGAGAGCAGCCAUGUUGAUUUUCAAGGCAAAAAAUGUCGCUCAUAUUUACAGAGUAUUGAAAUCAAUUGUUUUGAAGUUGGGAAAAGUGUUUGUGGCUAUUGGAUUAUUUAUAAUAAUGUUUGCUGCUGUUGGAGUUCACGUUUUUAUGGACGACUAUCAGUGUGACCAAGUCACCUCAGACAUAUUGGAUUGUAACAAGACAAGCAAUCAAACAUUGUCUGGCCAAGUAUACAAAGGAGCAUUUGACAACGUUGGUAUUGCCGCUCUUCGACUCUUUGUCUUGAUAACAACAGAAAACUAUCCGAGUCUUAUUUUUCCAACCUACUUGAGACGAGCGAGAAGCUGGUUCUUCUUUGGAGCUUUCAUUUACAUUGGAGUUUUUAUUCUCACGGCAAUUCUCUUGGCUAUCAUCGUUGAGGCAUAUUGGUUGUAUUUUAAGAUUACGGUCAAGGAAGAGAGGUAUAGAGAGCGGGAAGAGCUGGCAAAAGCUUGGAAUUUACUUGAUCCACUUGCAAAUGGUGACCUUCCAGUUGAAGAUCCCAAGUUCUUGUCGUUAUUCAGAAUACUAAAGCCAAAUCACACAGAUGAGGAGAACCGUCAACUCAUUCAACUGAUUGACACAGAGGAAGAUGGAUUUAUUGAUUCGUAUCAAUGGACGACUCAACUUCGAGACGUUAUGGAGGCAAAGUUUGAACACUGUGGAAGAUACCUAUUUCCUGCAGCUCUUGAUUCUUUAAUAUUGUUGGCCAGUCGUCUUGUCAGUUCACCUCGUUUCCAUCGAGUAACAGUGCUGUUGAUAGCUACACAUGCCAUCUUGUUUUGUAUGAAGUGGAAAGGCAUGUCAGAUAAUGCAGAUAAGACAAUACAAGCAUUGAAAACUGUGAUUGUGAGCCUCUUUUGUGUCGAAAUCUUGCUACGGAGUCUGACAUGGACAACGGCCAUCAUCCACGACUAUUUUGAACUGAUUGAUAGUUCACUGGUGUUUGUGGCAUUGAUGUGUAACGCAUUGGCGUAUCCAGUGUCAGAUAUGGAGACAGAGAGAGUGCUUACAGUGGCUUCAGGAAUCUGUGUUAUGGGCAGACUUGCACUCAAUCCACCAGAGUGGAAACGGUCGGUUUCAAAAGUGUUGACAAGUUUCGUUCCUGUUAUGUGGGAUCUUGUCAUUCUCUACCUCAUCGUAUUAUUUAUGUUUGGUGUUAUUGGAAUGGAAGCAUUUCAUAACGUUGACCCUCAUGAGACUGUGGUAAAUGAGUAUGUUCACUACAACUACCAAUGCAAGCUUGGAUUCAUUGACUUUCGAUGUUCUCUUUUGAUGGUAUUUCAACUCACAACAUCCAGCAACUGGCAUGAACUUAUGAAUGCUACAAUGUUGUCAGCCGGAGAUGCUGCUGCUCUCUAUUUUGUUGUCAGCUUUAUCUUUAUCAACCUAAGUGUGAUGAACUUAUUUGUUGCCAUUGCUAUCGAAGCUUUCCAGAAGUAUGGAAACAGAGACACCAGGAAGAUUGAUACAGAUGAUCUCACGUGGAGAGAGAAAGUGAAGAGAUGGAUAGAUGCUCUUCUUGGAUCAUCGAAGCCUGAGAAGCAGGGCAAAGAUGAAGAUGGAACUGAUUUGAAAAUACGAAGUCCAAGCACUUUGCCACGUAGCAGACAGGGCUCACUGAGACGUUCUGUUGACAUGCGAGAUACCAAUGGAGCUGCUGUAGUUAUUGAACCAGCCACAAGUGAUGGAGAAAUGUCUGAUGAUGUGUACACAGGACUGACUGUUGAUAAACGACGUGAGGUGAAAAUGAAGCGGAAAAUGAAGAAGAGGAAGAGAGCCCAUCGAUUGGCACAGAAAGGUUUAAUGGUAGUGAGGGUCAUGAUGGCGUUUAGGAAGACGAAAGACAGUGAAAUAUCACUAGAGCAAGGGGAGGAGGUUGUUGUUGUUGACAAGGUGGAGGAGUGGAUGAAGGGAAACAAGGACGAUGGCAGCACAGGAUGGUUUCCUUCUUCUCAUGUCUGUCAACUAAACCAGGAUUCUGUUCGUCAGCCGUCUGCAAAUGGAUCAAGAGCACAACCAGUAUCUACAGCCAUGAAUGGAGAGACAGUGAAAAGCAAAUCAUCAGAUAUAAACACGACAAACACACCAAAUAACAACUCGUCUUUAUUUUCUAAUCACAUCCCACUUCCUGGUCAGAGUGUUGAGAGUGCUAAGCCUGUCACAAAGGUCUCGGAUAUGGCUGCGGUAUCAACAUCAACAUUUUCAACUCAAAAUUCAGUAACACCUCAACUUGCCUCUCACACAUCCAAGCCGAAGCUUGUUAUGGGCAAGGGGGGAGACUGGAGACGAACAAUACAAGACAUGACAGUGAUGAACCCAGAAGAGAUGCAUCGUCUCAACAAGCUGCUGAAGAAAGACAUGAAGGCGAGUCGUAUUGCUCGUCGAGGAGCAAGGGGUAAUCAAGUUGCACCUGUUGCUGUGACGUCAUCAUUAGAAACGUCUCUUCUGGAAGUGGUGGAGGAAGCAACGACAUCACAAUCUCAUUCACUACAUCCAGCUAAUCAACUCAGAUCACCUGCUACCGUUUCUAUGCCAUCAAUGAGACAACCUGCCAUCUCUGUCGAAGCAAUUGAAGAGAGUGCAGAAGAGCUACCAGACAGUACAGUCACGCAAACGUCUGUCACAAGCAAUACUCUGACAGUUCCUGGAAUGGCUGCAGAAUCCAAACCAAAGAAACAGACUCCAGCAGGAGGAGAGAUGCCUGAUUGGGUGAAGAAAUUUCAAAUGGAGCAUUCAGUUGUAGUUCAUGAAGAUGGAGUGAGAAAGGGAGAGAAGUCGGAUAGCUCUCCUGGUGGUUCUCCGUCUAUCAGUAGGAAAAAUAGUGACACAUCAAAUCGGUCUUCCUCUCCUGUCAUUGUGGUCACGUGACGUUUGUUUCACGGAUCACGUGAUAUUUAACCAUCUGGAUUUAAUUCUAGAUACUUUUAUUUGUUUAAGAGAUGUUUUGUAUUAUGAAAUGUAGAGUAGAAUGUAAAUAGUAAACAAUGAUAUAGAAUACUUAGUAACAGUCGGAGUUGCAAGUGCAUUUUCGGAUAGGCUAGAGGGAUGAUAGAAAUAUUAAUAUUGAUACAAACCUUUUGUGUUGUAAGACAUCACA
Corticium candelabrum is the source of this 4113-nucleotide messenger RNA. Its product is annotated as two pore calcium channel protein 1-like. Gene Ontology annotation, molecular function: calcium ion binding; protein binding; monoatomic ion channel activity. Lineage: Eukaryota; Metazoa; Porifera; Homoscleromorpha; Homosclerophorida; Plakinidae. The coding region runs from base 270 to 3884 and encodes 1204 amino acids. Gene Ontology annotation, biological process: monoatomic ion transport; transmembrane transport. Gene Ontology annotation, cellular component: membrane. The record is from RefSeq and is a predicted model, not a curated record. The transcript has 38 exons.